Messenger RNA from Stegostoma tigrinum, 9951 nucleotides. RefSeq names its product VPS10 domain-containing receptor SorCS1-like. Gene Ontology annotation, cellular component: Golgi apparatus; membrane. The coding region runs from base 163 to 3441 and encodes 1092 amino acids. NCBI's taxonomy places the organism in Eukaryota, Metazoa, Chordata, Chondrichthyes, Orectolobiformes, Stegostomatidae. Gene Ontology annotation, molecular function: protein binding. The transcript has 27 exons. Gene Ontology annotation, biological process: post-Golgi vesicle-mediated transport. The record is from RefSeq and is a predicted model, not a curated record.
GUGAGUGAGGAAGGAGCAGUGCGUUCACACUCAGACAACGACACACACACACACACCAGACAGACACACAGAGGGAGCGUGUCCCUCAGUGUCUCACACCAUCACCUGGCCAGGAGCUGCUCCGCUAACUGGCUCCCCAGCUCCUGCUGCCUCCGGACGAAGAUGAGGACCAGUUUUACCCCGUCCCGGGGCUGUUCGGGGCCGCCCUGGAUAUUACCCUGGAGCCUGGUGGCGGCUCUGGGCUGCAGCUUUGCCCUGGAUUUGUCCCCGGCCCCAGGAGCGGGGAGAGCAGGAGGUGACUCCCGGCCGCUGAAGCUGACCAGCACUACGUUCGCACUCAGCGGGGACUCGGCUCACAACCAGGCGAUGGUCCAUUGGUCUGGCCAGAACAGCAGUGUGAUUCUAAUCCUUACAAAGCUGUAUGACUACAACCUUGGCAGUGUCACAGAAAGCUCACUUUGGAGGUCGACUGACUAUGGAACGACGUAUGAGAAACUCAAUGAUAAAGUGGGUCUGAAAACUGUGCUGAGUUACCUGUACGUCUGUCCUACCAACAAGAGGAAGAUAAUGCUUGUGAGUGAUCCAGAGAUUGAGAGCAGUGUCCUCAUUAGCUCAGAUGAAGGCGCAACCUACCAAAAGCACCGGCAAAGCUUCCAGAUUCAAAGCAUGCUGUUUCAUCCUGAGGAAGAAGAUUGGAUCCUGGCCUGCAGCCAGGACCAAAAGCUAUACAGCUCUAGUGACUUUGGAAGGAGGUGGCAGCUGAUCCAUGAACGCAUUACUCCAAACCGAUUCUACUGGUCUGUGAUGGAUUUGGACAAGGACCCGGACCUUGUGCACAUUGAAGCAAGGAACACAGCUGGAUAUGCUCAAUAUAUUACCUGUAGAAUUCAGAACUGUUCAGAAGCAGCAAGCAGCAAGCCUUUUCCAGGAUAUAUAGAUCACAAUUCCUUGGUGGUCCAAGAUGACUAUGUGUUUGCUCAGGUGACGUCUGGUGGACGGGUGGCUUACUACGUGUCAUAUCGAAGACAGAGCUUCACGCAAAUGAAACUCCCCAAAUAUUCAUUGCCUAAGGAUAUGCACAUUAUCAGCACCGAUGACAACCAAGUGUUUGCCGCUGUGCAAGAGUGGAACCAGAAUGACACAUAUAAUCUGUACGUGUCUGAUGCAAGAGGAGCUUACUUCACACUUGCUUUAGAGAAUGUGAAAAGCAGCCGAGGCCUGGAGGGGAAUGUUAUGAUUGACCUUUAUGAGGUAGCAGGGAUAAAGGGAAUGUUCUUGGCUAAUAGAAAGGUGCAAAGACAGGUUAAGACAUUCAUCACUUAUAACAAAGGACGAGACUGGCGACUGCUACAAGCUCCCAAUGUGGAUGCGAGAGGCAAUGACAUUCACUGCAUUCUGCCAUAUUGCUCUUUGAAUCUACACUUGAAUGUGGCACAGAAUCCCUAUACAUCGGGAAAUAUAGGCAGUAAGGACUCUGCACCUGGUAUCAUUGUGGCCUCAGGCAACAUCGGCUCUGAACUCAUAACGGAUGAGGAAAGUCACACUGGAGGCAUGUUCAUCUCAUCAGAUGCAGGAAACACCUGGAGACAGGUUUUUGAUGAGGAGCACAGCGUCUUGUUCCUGGACCAGGGAGGUGCACUUGUAGCCAUUAAACACACACCACAGCCAAUCCAACAUCUAUGGCUGAGUUUUGAUGAAGGUCAGUCCUGGAGUAAAUACAGUUUUACCUCAGUUCCUCUCUUUGUAGACGGAGUUCUGGGUGAACCAGGCGACGAGACGCUGGUAAUGACUGUGUUUGGCCAUGUCAGCCACCGCUCUGAUUGGCAACUUGUCAAAGUCGAUUAUAGAUCCAUCUUCAGCAGGAGAUGCAAUGAGAAUGAUUUUCAUUCAUGGGAGCUCCACAAUCAGGGCGAGCCUUGCAUUAUGGGGGAAAUACGGAUAUACCCGAGACGUCGGCCAGCAACUCAGUGCGCUCUGGGAAAGAAGUACAGUCGGGCAGUAACAUCAGUACCUUGUAUCUGCACAGAGUCUGAUUUUGAGUGUGACUAUGGAUAUGAGCGACACUCUGAUGGAAGGUGCCUACCAGCUUUCUGGUACAAUCCGUCUUUCGUGGCAGUGGAGUGUAGCAUGGGGCAGAGCUACUUUAACAGCACAGGUUACAGAAAAGUUGGCUCUAACAAUUGCACUGAUGGGGUCAGAGAUCAGUAUGCUGCCAAGCAGCAUCAGUGCUCUAGCCGGGCCCCACGGGGUUUACACCUCAUCACCAGCAACGGCAGACUGGCCACUGACUCAGGACAGAACAUCACCUUCAUUGUGCAUUUAGAGGAGGGAGAUGUGCCAAGGACCAGUUUACAGAUGGAGUUUGGCGAUGGGACCGCAGUGACCUACUCUAACCUCAGCUCAGUUGAAGCAGGAGUCAAACACAUCUACAAACACUGUGGGAUCUUUCGUGUCAUUGCUCAAGCAUGGAACAGCCUAGGAUCCACCCGAGCCCACCUCUUCCUACAUGUAACUUGUCCUAUUGAGCAUGUGCACUUGACCCUACCUUAUGUUGCAAUCACCAACCAGCAAGUGAAUAUGACAGCCGUGGUGUGGCCCAGUCCCAUUGGCCCACUCAUCUACUUCUGGUGGCUUGGGAACAAGACCGAGCCCAUCAUCACCCUUGAAGGGAAUACUUCCUUUGCAUUCUCUACAGAGGGAAUAAAUAGUGUCACAGUGCAGGUGUCGGCUGGGAAUUCCAUUCUGCAAGAUGUAAAGAGUAUAGCUGUUUUUGAUUCUUACCGCUCUUUGUUAUUGUCGUUUACACCAAACUUGGAGGAUUACAACCCAGACAUUCCGGAGUGGAGGCACGACCUCAGUAAGCUAGUCAAAAGAACUCUCAAACAAGUUACAGCUGUACCCGAGCAACAGAUGCUGCUAACCAUCCUCCCCGGUUUGCCAACUGCAGCAGAACUCUACAUCCUGCCACACCAAGGCCUUACAAAAGAGAAAUCUAAUAGUUUGGAUUUAGAUGAGAUUUUAGACCUGGUGAUUAAUGCACUGAAUCAGAACCGGGUUCAGUUUGAGCUGAAGCCUGGUAUUCAGAUCAUUGUUUCUACUGCUCAUCUUACAUUAGCCCCUCUAGUGGAUUCUAGCCCAGGACACAGUGGCUCUGCAUUGUUGAUGCUGUUAUCGUUGGCCUUUGUUGGCUUGGCUGUUUUUAUAAUAUACAAGUUUAAAAGGAAGAUACCAGGGAUUAACGUUUAUGCCCAGAUGCCCAAUGAGAAGGAGCAAGAGAUGAUAAGUCCAGUCAGCCAAAUUGAGAGCAUCCCCAACAUCACCCAAAAUGAAUUAACCAGGCCAGAGGAAUGUACUGGUGAUGACCUUGACAUACAGCAUUUAGGAAACAAUCCAACAGUCACUGAAAAUGAGAGCACAAAAGAGAUUCCGAGCUACGUUUAACACUGGGACCUGCUGAAUCCACAUUGGAGUUCGACUUUUCUAUCCUACAACACACAAGGUUUUAGCUUUAAAACUGUGCAUGUGGAUGGUAAUGACACAGAUUGCUUAUUGUAACUAUUUGGAUAAAAAAAUCUCUUUUCUAUUCCUUUAACAAAAAAAAAGAAAAAAAAUUAAUGUAAAUUGAACAAGAGAAUGUGGUGGUUAGGUCCUAAAAAAUAUGUACGGUACAUUCAAUGUAAGAGGUAAUGCAGUUACACAAUAGAGCACACGUACUUGUGAAAGGUACACUAUUGGGCAGGAUACAUUCUCGCUAUCUCCUUGGCCAUUUUUGGACUGUACAUUGCCAAUUCCUAAGCUUGACUCCCUGAAGAGACUUGCUCGAGUAAAAAAGACAAUCUGCAGGGAGGCCAGUAAGAAUGCGUUGUAGGUCAUUGACCAAAAGAACGACUUUCAUUUUACACAGAAAGCUGUGCUAGGUCUGGAAUGCACUGCCUGAAGGAAUCGUGGGAGCAGAUUCAGUAAAAACUUUUGAGAGGGAAUUGGAAUUGAAUUAUUUGAGAAGGCAAAAUAAUGCAGAGAAAGAUUUGGAGGGAUGACUAACUGGAUAGAUCUAUUAAACAGCUGGCAUGGAUAUGAUGGGCAGAACAAACUCCUUCCAAGUUGUACGGUUCUUUGACGUUUCCUAAUCAUUCAUAUAGUUUCAACCACCCUUCUUCACACCUACUUUAAAAAUCAGAGAAUCCAAAGCAUCAUGCAUAUUAAAGGUUUAUGGUAAGACUGAAUGAGAAAGUUACACUGACAAUACAUGGUUCUCCUACUUGCAUAUACUGCCUGGCAACAUAAGUUGCCUGCUGUUAGAUGUAGGUUCCUUUAAUUACUGAUAUAACCGACCUUAACCAGUACUGGCUGCUCCAAUCACCAGCAAAGUGUGGAAGCUCCCAGAAAUGUCCCUUGUAAUCCCUGGCACAGUUUUAGCUCAUUCCCAACGCCACGGCUUUCCGGAUUAUAAGUCUGACCUUGCUAAGUGCUGCCCCUGCCUAUGCUGGGUUACUAGAUGCACACAGUGCACCUACACAUCUCAAUAACGACAAUAAUCAAUGAAUUGUUACCUUUUAACCAGAAUGUACUGUAAUAUGCUGCAUGCUUACAAGAAACUGCACCAUCUGUACACCACUGAUGUGCUUGGUUUUCUUGUUUCAGUUGCAUAUUGUACUGUUAGAAAUUGUUGGUUACAUUAUAGAUCAGUUCACGGAAUUAGACUCAAAAUUUUUACAACAACUGAGAUGACAGAGAUUUACAAAAAUCUGGGGUCACUGGUUGAGUCAUCAUGUUUCAGCAGGAUGUGUUCCUUCCAAGUUUGAGUCAGAAAAUAACAAUCUUUAAAAUAUGGUAGCAAUACUUUAAUUGCCAGAAAGAGGAGCCAAACUCAUAAGUCCAUAAGAAGUAGGAACAGGAUUGCCAUUCAAACUUGCUCCACCAUUCAAUACAAUUAUGGCUGAGAUAACAUUCCUCACAUCCACUUCCUGCCCUUUCCCCAUAACCCUCGAAUCCCCCAUACACCAAGAAUCUAUCAAUUUUGGCAUUAAUUUGUUACUACAUUACACGUGUAAUUAUAGUGUAGAUGCUAGUUUAGAAAUGAAAAUCACUAAGAAACAGACCUGACUUUUGAGAUUGAGACGAGGGAUGUUGGAGAAAGAGUACUUAAUGCCUAAGUCUGACAUUCUUCCCAUCUGCUAUUCGAGUGGAGACAAUAAUUCCCUUAAUGCUUAGCACUCAUUUAAAGGAAAUACAGAUCCCAUUUAGUUUUCAUAGCUCAAUAUCCGACAGACAAAUAAGCCAUAGUAAACUAAAGUAGUAUCAACUUAUCAAAGGAAACCAAUUGGCAAACUUAUUAUAAGAACUGGGUUACUAAUGAAAUAUAUGACACCAUUAUUUGCAGAUUUCUAAGUUUCUCAGGGGCUGAGCUAUGGAAUUACAUACAAGCAGAACACAUAGGAUCAGGAGUAAGCCAUUUGGCCCCUGGGCCCUGAUCCACCAUUCAAUCAGAUCAUAGCUGAUUUUUUUUCAAGGACUCAGCUCCACUUACCCACUGCUCACUGUAACCCUUAAUUCUUCAUACUCCUCAACUGCUUCACUAAGCAGGGAAUUCCAUAGAUUCACAACCCUUUGGAAGAAGAAGUUCCUCCUCAGUUCAGCCCUAAACCUGCUCCUCCUUAUUUUGAGGCUACGUCCCCUCGUUCUAGCUUCACCUGCCUGUGGAAACAACCUCCCUGCUUCUCUCUUAUCUAUUCCCUUCAUAAUAUUACAUGAUCAGCCUUAUUUCUUGUAACUAUUCCUUCUUACCAAGGAGACACCACAUGGAUAGGCCUGUGGAUUAUUGAUUAAGGUGCCCCGGUAUUCCAAAACAAAACUUACUGCAGAAGUUGAAUCUCCUCCAUUCACAGUAGUUUUAGGUGGUCAAUGAGGUUCUACCAAAUUAUGUUGAUCAUAUGUGGUAGGUCAGUCAGCACCUGUAAAUAGAAGGGUUGCAUUCUAUAAGCGUAUUCUCCAUUAAACAGUGUAAAUAUACAAUUCGACUCAAUUCUUCAACUCAAAGGUAAAUGAAGACAUUUAAGCUUUCAAUAGCUGUUAUUUGAAGAAAGAUGUAUUUUCCUCAGAGCGAUCUUUCUCAAUUGGUUAAAGAAAAGUCGGGGAAGCCGCCUAUAUAGCCUAAAAUGAGGGUGCAUGCUGCUUGUGCAGGAUAGUAUUUAAUCCUCACAUUGUUGACACAUGUUAACAAAACACUGAAAUAAAACAAAGAGCUGCGGAUGCUAGAAAUUUGAAACAAAAACAGAAAUUAAUGGAGAAGCUCAGUAGGCCUGGCAGCAUCUGUGCCAAGGAACAGAGUUAGUGUUCUAGACUCAAUGACCCUUCUUCAGAAGAAGGGACAUUACACUGAAAACUCUAACUGUGUUUUCUGUCCAUAGAUGUUGCCAGACCUGCUGAGUUUCUCCACUAAUUUCUGUCUUUGUCUCAAAAAUCACUGCCUCUGUUUCCAGAUGCCGGUGCAACUGAGAGAAAUUAAAGAUAUUUAAGUUGCUUUCUCAAGCACAAAUAACGCAGAUGGGAUCUCUCCUCAUGUUACUUUUAUCUUCACAAAUAUUGUUUUAGUUACCCACCAUGCAUUCCCCUACCCCAAACAAAUAGCUUAUACCAGAAUCCAGUUAACUGACUUAAAUCUGUGCUUAAUUGGCCUAAAUAAACUCCUUAUUCAAAAUCAGAUUCUGUUCUGUCUUACAACAUGAGGAGUAUCCAUUACCUGGAUGUUUGCUGUCUGCACCCAUUCUUCAUAUGCUCAUGGUGACAACCUGCCUCAUUAUAUAAAAUAAUGAGUUUAAACUGGUAGGUUAUGGUAGUGCCCAGGCAAAGAGUGAAAUCUAGUAAAUCUGGACAUGAACGAGAUUGCACGUACAGUGGACAGAGAGUAGAAACAAAAGAAAAUCUGCACGAUGUCUAAUUAAAUCAGCUGAUCUAUAGGCAUUUUAAAUCUGUUAAAAAGUUAUAUGUACUUUUAUACAAGAAUUUGAAUCUGUUAAUAAAAAACUGAAAAUGCACACAGCUAUGGUAAUGAAUCAUACCUUUUGUAUUACUGUAACUUAUAUCUUUGAAAUGUGCAAAGAAUUUGAGGACAACUGUAAAACGUCAGGAAUUUUUCUGCCAUUGUCUUGGCUGUUUUGCUAAUUUUGAAGGGAAGCUGAUCUCUUUUGCCAUACCGCUGCAGUCUCCCAACACAGAGAAGAGAAUUCACAUUGGUUUGCUCCUCCCUUGGCAUCUUUCAAAUGGGGGAAUCAGCAGAGUCUCUUGCUAGUGAGAAGAUUCUUUCCGCCUCCAAGUUAAUCCGAGGUGGGAAUGCAGACGGUGCUCUUUCUGUUGAAGAAUUGGCCAGAAAUUGCAGCUGCACAAAUGCUGCUGAGACCCUGCAGAUGACAUCAGGUCGGUUCUAUUCUGAUGCCAACUGCUCAGUGGAGCACUGGCCUUGAAAGGCCCAGCAGAAUGAAAUUUAUCCUGCUGCAGAACUUUAGAAAAAGUAAAUUAAAUCUUAUGUUUGUGGCAGUGUUACCCUCCUACAGAGAUCCCAUUUUGCUUAACCCAAACACUGCAGCCUCUUUCCCACAGCUUGGCAGAUAGACAUUUAAUCUUCAAAUUCGCUGAAACAAAAGAGAGAAAUUGACAUGUAGUCUCAUGCAACACUUAAAGUGACCUACAGCGCCUGAGUGUAGUCUGACAAUCCACCCUGAUGUGAAGUAGAAAUUCCUUUCCAGAAGAUUCUGUCAAACAUCAACACCGUGAACCAGACCAGAACUUGCAAAGAAGUGAUUUUCUCUUCUCUGGAGCAAUGGGCACUGGCAAUGCCAAUCUGAGCUAAAUUCUAAACCCAAUAAGACGUUGUGGUGAAAAUGUGAUCAAUGGACAUGACGCAGAGUCAGAGCAGUUCUGAGGCCAAAAAAGGUCAAGGCAAAUGUAACCAACAAAAUAGAAAAGAAAGUGAUACUUGCACAGCUGACUAAUCUCCCAAUAAGCAAUGGCAUAAGAACAUAUCAUUGCACAAAUUUCACUGGACAGGCUGAACAGAGAAGCAUUAACUUAACACCCUUUCAGCCCCUCAGCGCUCUCUGUUUUGCAAUUUGAAUUUCUCACUUUUGUUCUUUAGACUUAAAUUUUCCCAAGCAAUAAUGUAUCUGUCUCAGUUUUGAGAUAGCAUCCUGGAAUCUAUAGCAUUAAAUGCAAUUUUUAUAUUCCACAUUCCAACUCACACUAAUUUUUUUUUUAAUAUGAGCUGUCAAUAUCAGACAAAGCCUAACCACUUUGUAACAUUACUUGAAAUGCACCGUUUGAGUGUGCCAUUAUUAAUGAUAAUCAGAGCUUGAAAGCACAUAGGCUGUAUUCAACAAUAUGACACAGUGAACUUUUUAAGUGGUUAAAAACAUUUAUUUCCAAGGAUGUAAUGGUUGUUUCAAAAUACCUGCGACAUUCAAUAUAAUGUUACUGAGGUAUUGAUGCUUCGAGGCUUGAGUUUGCAUAACAAAAUUAAUUUGCACAGUUUGGUACUUCAAGAAACUAAGGAAUUCCAGUCUGAUUCAUGUGAUGCUGAAUUUGGAACUAAUCACUGCUCUAAAUCAAUUCACAAGUACUGCAGGAAGAUCUCUAAUGCACAAGUUGUGAAAUGAGUGGGACAGUGACAUAGGAAACACUGUGUGUGACAGCAAUCGUUACCUCAUGUACUGAGUUCCCAGUGCCAUUCACAUCACUGAGAAUGGACCAGAAACCAGGUACCUCUGUAUACUGCGAGGAAAGGAAAAUGAAGAAAUUGCAGAUUAAUGAUCUUUAACUCAUACUUAUAGUAAUAUUUUUUGGUGUGCUGCAAUACAUUGGGAGAACAUGCAGAGUGUGCAAAGAUGAAGCAAUGAAAUGUAAUAAAAGCAAGGCAAUAUUGAAUUAUCUUUGAACACCUGUCUUCAGAGGAUGCUGGAAAGAAAAUGUUGUGCAUCAUUUUGGGAUGUGGACAAAAUUUGAGUGUGUCAUCUUUCAAUAUUUGAAUGUAUUGGCUUAUUUGCUACGAUUGGGAGCUUGCAUUCCCCACACCAGGCCUCUCUUCUUUCUUCUGGGAUCCUCUCUUUUGUAAAUGGUGUUAAAUAAAUGUCAAAGGUUCACUUCAGCAGCGAGCGUGCGAGCCCACGCUUAGUCAUGAGAAAAAUAGCAGCAGGCAGAUUGCAGCAGGACAGUGAACGAGAAACACAACUAGCAUCUUCAUGGUUUGUAAAUUAAACACCAAAUAAUGCAUUGAAUUUUUCCUUCCAUGUUCCUUAAAAGUGGCAGACCAACACUUCAUAGUCUUAAUAGAAACACCAAAAAUCCUGCAGGCCUCUCGCUUUCCAAUGAAGCUAUCUUCAACUUAUUUCUAGAGCCCACUUCUGCACCAUAUACUCCCUUUUGUGUUACAUAGUUCAGUCUGAAUUCCCCAUUUCAUCCAAACUGCCAUCUGUAGGUUGAGCCAAGGAAGAAGGUUGAGGAAGUGGGAUCUUCACGGUAACUGGAGGAACUGAAUCUUCAUUAUCAGCAUCACAAACCAGCCAUCCAGCCAACUGAGCUAACCAAGUAGUUGCAGACUGCAGUCGUAUGGCCAAAUAUCAGUGACCUUGACUUUUAUUACACAGUGAAGAAGAUCAUUGAAUCCUGUUUUAUAACAGUAAAAAAUAAAUAAUCUGUCUUCAGAUUUUUUUUUAAAUGGACGCUGCAUUAGGUGAACUUUAUAAUCGAUUUGUGUUGAACAAACACCUUGUGCCAAUGAUCGAGAGUGUGGUAUUGUGCCUACUGCUGUGAUACAGUGUUUUGCAUUUGUCAAAGCUUAUCCUGGUUGUUUUGCGGCUUUAACCAUCACUGUAUUUAUUAAAAAGGCCAAGACCUGACAAAAAUGUCUGUUGCUGUGCACGAAACGCAUUUCAAUUAAAAGUAGAAUUUUUUUAAGGAAAA